GGCUCAAAUAAGUCAAUCCCCUCACAGCAGCUGUCCCCCCCAAAAAACAGAGAUGGCUGCGUAUUCUGCAGUCCUUUCCACACACUUCCACUCUUCUCCCCCCUUUUCCUCCCCAUUUUCUCGCUCCCCAAGCAGAAAGCUCAUUGCCUUUUCCUCCAAAUCCCUCUCUCCCACUCCCCACCCCUACCCCCCUAUCUUCUCCCUCCUCCAUCACCACCACCGCCACCACCACAACAACAAUUCUCUUACCCAAAACAGUAACAACCCCCUAUGCGCCAAAAACCCCUUUUCCUCGGCUCUAGACUCGAUCCUCAUUCUCUGUGCUUCGCUGGCCUUGGCGUUGUCCCUCUUUGUUGCCGAUGUGGACUCGGCCUCGGCCUUCGUGGUCACCACGCCGAGGAAGUUGCAGUCCGAUGAGCUCGCUACGGUUCGUCUUUUCCAGGAAAAUACGCCCUCCGUUGUUUACAUCACCAAUCUAGCUGUCAGGCAGGAUGCGUUUACGUUGGACGUGUUGGAGGUUCCGCAGGGUUCUGGGUCGGGCUUCGUGUGGGAUAAACAGGGUCACAUUGUCACCAAUUAUCAUGUGAUUCGUGGCGCUUCUGAUCUCAGGGUUACUCUUGCUGACCAGACAACUUAUGAUGCAAAAGUUGUCGGGUUUGACCAAGAUAAGGAUGUCGCAGUAUUGCGUGUCGAUGCUCCCAAAGACAAGCUCAGACCUGUGCCUGUUGGUGUCUCCGCAGACCUGCUUGUUGGUCAAAAAGUUUUUGCUAUUGGGAACCCUUUUGGACUUGAUCAUACUCUUACAACUGGUGUUAUCAGUGGGCUUCGCAGAGAAAUCAGUUCUGCUGCUACUGGCCGACCCAUUCAGGAUGUUAUACAGACAGAUGCUGCCAUUAAUCCUGGUAAUAGUGGAGGGCCACUAUUAGAUAGUUCAGGAAACCUUAUCGGGAUAAAUACAGCUAUAUAUUCUCCGUCUGGUGCAUCCUCUGGUGUUGGAUUUUCGAUCCCUGUUGACACUGUAGGUGGCAUUGUUGACCAGAUAGUGAGAUUUGGGAAGGUCACAAGACCAAUUUUAGGGAUUAAGUUUGCUCCUGAUCAGUCUGUGGAGCAGUUGGGGUUAAGUGGGGUGCUUGUCUUAGAUGCUCCUGCUAAUGGUCCAGCUGGUAAAGCGGGCCUGCAACCAACUAAACGUGAUGCCUAUGGUAGACUCAUUUUGGGUGACAUCAUAACAUCUGUGAAUGGUAAAAAGGUCACCAAUGGCAGUGAUUUGUACAGAAUUCUUGACCAAUGUAAAGUGGAUGAUACGGUGACUGUGGAGGUGUUGCGUGGUGAUCACAAGGAGAAGAUUGCUGUAAAGCUUGAACCGAAGCCUGAUGAGUCAUGAUAUAUACCUAGUGGUCCGGCAUGUAUAUUUUAGGUACAUAUAUAUAUAUCUAUUCAAUUUUUAUAUGAAUUGUUUCAUGCGAAGGGCUGAGGGCUCCUAUUGUACAUAUGUAUUUCAAUUGCUGUACUACCUCUGAUAACACAAGGUUUAUAUAUCUUUUGAGGUGAAAAUGUGUAACAGUAAUCUCCUUUAGUGGUACCAAUUGAAAGUGAAGAAAGAAGGAACACCGUCCGGGUAAUUAGGCUUCGGCAAUCAUCAUUAUGGUGGUUAUUGGCUUCAGUAUGACAGUAACUUUGGCCCUCGUAGUCUGCAAAAUUUGAAAUCGUCUCAAAUGAAGAACCAUUUAUUCCAAAAGAAAGAAGUGCUUGAAGAUUUUCUGCAAAAUUUCCAUCCUCACAUUUUCCACGGCAUUAAGUUCCGCCAUUCAUGCAUGAAUGGAAAACAAUGUGUAAGAAUGAGGUCCAUACACGUGGAAAUAUGGUUUAAUGCUGUUGGUGUUGAUCAAGAAAGAGCAUGUACCAUGCAAUUCAGGGUGGGUGCUCCAUCCCCCCCUCAAACGUGUAUUAGGAUUUAAAUUGGAGAGCAUCUAGUUAGUUGUAGUGUAGGGGUACUCUUGUCCUAAAAAAUGUGAAAAGACAAAAGUACACCUACACUUAUAACUAACUGGAACUGAACUGGAGAGGAUCUGUUUUCUUCGUAUGUUGAGAGAUCAGCUUACCCAACCAGUUUUUUGGGGUGAUUGAUCACUCUUUCAAAUAGUAAAAUGGUAGCCGGUAGCCAGUCGUACCUUAAGGGUGGUCAGACCAUUCUUAUAUUUAUCUUGCUUUACUUUAUAAAAGAUUUAUGUGGUUAAAAUUUGGAUUGUUUGUUGUGAAUGAAUGUGGAAAGUCUGGAUCCUUUGGAAUA
Alnus glutinosa is the source of this 2290-nucleotide messenger RNA. RefSeq names its product protease Do-like 1, chloroplastic. Lineage: Eukaryota; Viridiplantae; Streptophyta; Magnoliopsida; Fagales; Betulaceae. The record is from RefSeq and is a predicted model, not a curated record. Gene Ontology annotation, molecular function: protein binding; serine-type endopeptidase activity. The transcript is spliced from 8 exons. Bases 53 to 1384 code for a protein of 443 amino acids. Gene Ontology annotation, biological process: proteolysis.